AUCAACAGAGCAACACGGAACAAGAUGGGAAAAAAGUUAUGAAGUCUAAUCGGAUCAUGACCCGUGUGUGUUGCUGCGUGUAUUUGCUUUAGUACACAACGUGCGGAGAAGUCGUGCCAUUGCCCGCCGAUCAAAGAGAAGCAACAGGACGCCGUGGAAAGAGGAACAGAUCAGAAUCCGCCGUUGUUCUCCGUGGAGGGAAAUGUAUGUUUUUCCGUUUCCAAGGGCUGGAUUGCUGAUGUCACCACGGAGGAGGGCGCCACGCAAGGACAGGUGUGCAGCGUAAAGUUGCCUAUCCAGUCUGUUUGGAUCAAGCUGUGGAGCAAACAGCAGAAAUGCGAGGAGAUCCUUUGGUCGAAAGUGUUUUGGACACAGUUUAGUCAACCGGGCUGAGGAUUCCUACGUUCCUUUUGGGACAUGAACAUAGCAUUACACCCUAAGAAGCCCAUCUGGUGUUGGUCAAGUAGCUGUGCUGUUUGGUAGGAGUUUAAGUGUAAAAAAAAAGAAGAAGGCCUAGUUAAGUCGUGGGAGUGCACACGGAGGACUGUGGGGUCGAGACGCCCCAGCAUCAGAAACGACACGUUCCGUCUCUAUGCGACACUGACGCAGCCACUUUGGCCUCGCAUCUCAGUGUGCAGGGGUGAUGCGCGACUGAAUCCAUUGGGACGACCGACCACCACCACCACCACCACCAUCAUCAUCGGAGGCGUAGUGGAUCAUGACAUAAGACUUGGGACAAUCUGCAAUGAUUCGCCUGUGCGUCACUGCGUCUUAGCACCCACAAGCCGCCCUCGGCUUGAAGGACGAUCGCGUUCGUACUGCAAAAAAAGAGCCUCCAACAAUGUCCAAGACCCUCAAAAAGAAGAAGCACUGGUCCGCUAAAGUCCAGGAGUGCGCCGUGUCGUGGGGGGGUUCCGGGGACCUGGUCACUGUAGUUGAGCUACUAGGCGGCGCAGAGCAGGGGGAGUUCCCUUAUCUCGGGCAUAUAGUAGCCGAGGCGCUGGUCUGCCACGCCGGGAGGCUCCCCAGCAGCGGUGACGUCCUGCUGGAAGUCAACAACACUCCGGUGAGUGGACUGACGCACCGGGACUCUCUGGCUGUCAUCCGCCACUUCCGAGAGCCUAUUCGCCUGAAGACUGUCAAACCAGGGAAGGUCCUGAAUGCUGAUUUGCAUCACUACCUCAGUCUGCAAUUCCAAAAGGGUUCUCUGGACCACAAGCUCCAGCAGGUGAUCAGGGACAACUUGUACCUGCGCACCAUUCCCUGUACCACUCGGCAACCGAGAGAGGGGGAGGUUCCUGGAGUGGAUUACAACUUUAUCAGCGUGGAAGAGUUUCGUAACCUUGAAGAAUGUGGACUCCUGCUAGAGAGUGGAACCUAUGAUGGUAAUUACUAUGGGACGCCUAAACCACCUGCAGAACCGAGUCCCGUGCAGCCGGACUUGGUGGACCAAGUCUUGUUUGAUGAAGAAUUUGACACCGAAGUCCAACGAAAGCGCACAACCUCAGUCAGUAAGAUGGACAGGAAGGACAGUGCAGCCCCAGAAGAGGAGGAGGAGGAUGAGAGGCCGCCAAUGGUGAAUGGACAAGCUGCAGACCACAUGGACAAGGCGGAAUGGAGGAGGACGGUGCCCAGCUACAACCAGUCAGCCGGGGCCAUGGACCCGCGAGCAUGGAGCGCAAUGACACAGGACGAUAAUCAGGAGCCCCUUCCAAAGAACUGGGAGAUGGCCUACACAGAGACCGGCAUGGUUUAUUUUAUAGACCAUAACAGCAAAACCACAACCUGGCUGGACCCACGGCUCGCCAAGAAGGCCAAAGCUCCUGAGAAAUGCGAGGAAGGAGAGCUGCCCUACGGCUGGGAGAGGAUUGAGGACCCGCAGUACGGCACCUACUAUGUAGACCACAUCAACCAGAAGACUCAGUUUGAGAAUCCGGUGAUGGAAGCAAAAAGGAAGGUGAGCGUUGAGAUGCCAACUGCAGUAUCCUCGGCAACAGCCACACCAUCAGAGGAAUCUGGACAGGGAGUACGGGGCUUCACACGAGACCCAUCGCAGCUACAGGGAUCUCUCCUUCAGACUGCACUUCGAAAAAGCCCCCAGGGCUUUGGCUUCACCAUCAUCGGAGGAGACCGCCCAGACGAGUUUCUUCAGGUCAAAAAUGUCCUACCUGAUGGGCCCGCCGCACACGACAAGAAGAUUGCCUCAGGUGAUGUUAUUGUUGACAUCAACAGGACGUGUGUGCUGGGGAAGACUCAUGCUGAUGUGGUGCAGAUGUUCCAGUCCAUCCCUAUCAACCAGUAUGUCGACAUGGUCCUGUGCCGUGGUUACCCGCUACCCGAAGACUCUGGAAGCGGCGAAGAUACAUCAAAGGACACAAGCUCUUCUCCUGCUGCGUCAACGCCUCAAGACCCUUAUCACAAGGUCCAGGAUGUAGGAACUCUACCCAGGCAGACUGCUGCUGUACCUCCCAUGGCAAAUGGGGGGCGCCAUUACCACUAUCAUCAAUCACACCACCAUCACCAACCCGCUUCUCACUCCCACAACCAGGAUGGCCCAGAUCCCACGCUGCUUCAACCUGAGCUCAUAAGCGUGCCCUUAGUGAAAGGACCUGGAGGUUUCGGUUUCGCCAUUGCUGACUGCCCACUGGGCCAAAAGGUGAAGAUGAUUCUCGACGCGCAGUGGUGCCGUGGCUUGCUGAAGGGGGAUGUCAUUAAGGAGAUUAACAGACAGAAUGUACAGAUGUUGAGUCACUCUCAGGUGGUGGACAUCCUCAAAGACUUGCCAGUAGGCAGCGAGGUCAACGUGCUGGUGCUCCGUGGAGGUCAGACAUCACCUGUGAAAUCAUUGAAACCGUGCACGGCGCCAACGUCUCAGCCUGCUUCCCAGCAUGCAUCGCAACCAACAUUCCCACCUGCAUCCCAGCCUGCGUCCCAGCCCGCGUCCCAGCACACACCUCACCACACCCACCAUAGCCACUCUUCCCCUGUCACACCAUUGCAGCAACCAGAGCUAAACAACAGCACUGAGGCCCUCGGCCAUGCAGAGGUGCCUCCCAAUCCGCUCUCCUUUCCUGCCAACACCAUGCGCUCAUCUUCUCCCAAACCAGACGCUUCGGAACUCUACCUCAAGUCCAAGGCCAUGUUGGAUAGCCAGCCUACAAACACCAAGGACCUGGAUGUCUUCAUUAAGAGAAAUCAAGAGUCAGGUUUUGGCUUCAGAGUCCUUGGAGGCGAGGGACCAGAGCAACCGGUGUACAUUGGCGCAAUCGUCCCGCUGGGUGCAGCUGAGAAGGAUGGACGCCUGCGGGCGGGUGAUGAGCUUCUGUGCAUAGAUGGUGUGCCAGUCAAGGGCAAAUCCCACAAACAAGUACUAGAAUUGAUGACAAACGCCGCCCGCAACGGCCAGGUUAUGCUCACAGUCCGCAGGAAAUUGACACAUUCAGACGGUGGCGGCGGAAGGGAGGAGGAGGGCGGGCAGCAGCCCCUGCAGGUAGCAUCGGCAGUUGUCAGCAGCUCCCCUAAGACACCUCGAGGGGAACCACUGAAGGCCGCCCAUCCCUCUCGUCAGGAAUCCUUUGAUGUCACACUUCAGCGCAAAGACAACGAAGGCUUCGGCUUCGUCAUCCUCACCUCUAAGAACAAGCCCCCACCUGGAGUAAUACCUCACAAGAUUGGCCGCAUCAUUGAAGGCAGCCCUACAGACCGUAUGGGUCAGAUGAAGGUGGGUGAUCGCAUCUCUGCGGUCAACGGUCAGUCCAUCAUGGAGCUGUCACACAACGACAUUGUCCAGCUCAUCAAGGAAGCCGGCACAUCUGUUACACUCACUGUUGUACCUGAAGAUGACAGUGCACCUCCGUCCACAACAAACUCAGCCAAGCAGAGUCCAUCAAUGCAGCAUCGAGCUGUUGGCCAGCAGCCUCCCAACUAUGCCGACAGGAAUGGUGACAUGGGAAUACUCAGCCCAUCGGUCCUCAAACACGACUGUUUUGUGGUGGAGCUGGACCGUAGCCAGAGGGGCUUUGGCUUCAGUCUGAGGGGAGGAAAAGAGUACAACAUGGGCUUGUUCAUUCUACGCCUGGCUGAGGACGGGCCCGCACUUAAAGAUGGACGGAUACACGUCGGCGAUCAGAUCGUCGAGAUAAACGGUGAGGCCACGCAGGGCAUCACUCACACACGAGCCAUCGAGCUGAUCCAAGCGGGAGGCAAUAAAGUUCAUUUGUUGCUCCGACCCGGCCAGGGUUUGGUUCCCGAUCACAGUUCUAAGGACAAAGUAACCAUUCCAACCUCAAGCUUCCCCAAGCAUUCUGUAACUGAUGGGCCAUUGUUACCUCCAGCCUCUCCAUCUUCUGUCUCCAUCUCUACCUCGGAAAUGUCCCCCGCAUCACCCCUGGUAACCACUCCUGAUGAAUUCUCCACUGUAGUAGUGUCUGUUGGAUCACCGAGCACUGGUCCGGAGCGUGCACGUCAACCGAACAGAGUAAGAGGGCAGCAGGUUUCCACCAAACGCACCACCAGCCCCGGCCACCACACAAGGAAAACAAGCAAGAGUGACUCCAAGGCUACGAGUCCCAAGAGAGCCACUGAAAACAAGGCAGAUCAUAUCGAUAGCUCUCAGAGCCCCAGAAAGAAAGAGCGGGGAUCAUCGGAGGAUAUGAGCAGGGAUAGGAAGCAAGAAGGGCAGAGAGACCGUCGCUCCUCCAGCCCUAGGAAGAGCUCCAAGAGGGAACAAGAGGAGCCCCAAAGCCCGAGACGCCCAGCAGGCCAGCAGCCUCCUACAGAAGGGAGACGACAUAAGGAUGAAGACGCUUAUUACAGAUCCGUUGCCGAGAGCGAUCGUCACAAGAAAGGAAAAUGGGCGGAACAAGAGACACAAGUGCACAUGCAAAGGGAGAGGUCAGGGUCCGACGCUGACACAUUGGGCCGACGGAGCGCAAGAGAGAAGGACAGUAGGUCCCACAGGAUUCCUGAAGAUGUGAAUAAAAAGGACCCCAGGGGGUCCAGCAGUAGCAUCCAGGACCCCGGCCACAAUGCAAACUCCACCAGCAAGAAGGCCCCCAUCACACCUGGCCCAUGGAAGGUUCCCAGUUCCAGUAAGAUUCAGUCCCAGGUGGACACAGUAUAGAAUGCAUAAGUCGUAAUAUUCUUUGUUGUGGCCUACGAUUUCUUUUCACCAAGUGUUUGAUGUUUGAGCAAACAGGAAUUCCCACGUGUGACUCCGAUUUGAAGGAACGCCAUUCACUGUGAGACUUGGAUGAAGGAGCUGAUUUUUUUUCACUGUGAAGGUUUGAGGCACAUUCAUGGAAUGUUUGUCUGUUGAAGACGUGUUCAUGUCCUUGGAUAGAUCAUUUGAGAUUUUUUUUUUUUUUUUUUUUUUUUUUACACAACAUAUUUAGAUUCAUGAGCUGACUUCUUUCAUACACAUAUGAUAUUUCGACUCAUGAUCUUAUCAGCAUGUCGUGGAGCUUUUGACACACCACUCAGCAGACCGGACACUUGUGCUUAUUGUUAUUGUGUUUGUGUUAAUAAUAAUAAUAACAAUAAUAAUGUAAUUUAUUGAAAUUAUAACUGUCAGUUGUAGAUACGCAUUUCAUGCGUCAUGUCUUAAAGAUAGAAAGAGAAUGUGUAGAUAACGUCACAGUUCAUCAACAGCAAAAAGCCUUAGCAAUGGAAAAAAUAUCUAUACUUGGUAGAGCUGCCUACAUUUGAGGGGUUUCCUUUGCGUAUCCUCUCCUAAAAUGUCACGAAAGUAGAUUGAAUGAUUGAAUGCCUCGGAUGCGGCUCUGAAGGUCCUGUCACUGUAAGAACUGCACAAUCUAUACACUCUAUUUCUAUGAUUUUGUGGUCUGUGAUGGUCCGCUUAUACAGCUCUGUGUUUUAAGUCAUGUGGCUAUUGUGUGCUGUUUCAUAUUGCUGUAGCAUUGACUUAAUAUACUCAAUCUGAGCAUUACUUAUCAAAGCGUAUAUAUUGACACAGACUUCAGAUGGGACGUUGAUUGUAAGAUGUGAGAGCCUUCAGCAUUCUUAAAAAGAUGCUUAUAUUUUUAUCACCCCCCCCCCCAAAAAAAAAUAAAUAUCUCAUGAUUCUCAUAUCUUUGAUUUUGCUCUACCAGUCCUCAAAACGACAAUAAUUGGGAUUCAGACUCUGACUAAGCAUCCUUUUCAUGUCAGUGAUAUCUGUCAAAAGCCCUUAGAGGUAUCUCAGGUCAAAGUUCACAUCAAAUUGAUAGGUCUGAUGUUCCAAAAAGUCUAAGAAUAUUUGACACAAAUACACAGUGGUGUGUGUGCUCAAAGGUGAAAUAAGUAUGCAGUCAUUGUUCUUUUACCAUAUUCAUAAAUGCCCUGUGGAUGUUGACUUACAGUAUUUGUGAGCUCCAUGGCCUCAGAUACCACGACGUAUUAUCUGUUGCUAUUCCUCACUGGCAUCAAACGGUGGGGACAACAUUACAGUUACAUUUGAGGGGUUAGAAAAAAAAUGACUGUAGUAUCUUAAAUGCAUAUUUCUACUUUGUAGAGGACUUCAUUGCCCUUAUCGGUGUAUUGUUAAAGAAUAUUUAUUAUCACAGAAUCGGGUUGAUUACAAUUCAAUAAGGUGUUAGCGGUUUGGGGACUCCAAUGUUUUUGUAUGAAAAUGACUGGGUGUCAUAAAUGAAGUCAUUCAUAGCCCCUAUUUUUUAAAAUAACCUAUUUUUGGACUUUUUUGGGAUGACAUUAGACCUGCACUGAUAUUGCUGUUGUAGAGCACAGUAAUGUCCUUUAUUCACACGCUUGUUUCCAUGUGAAGCAUCAGACUGCCUGUCGAAGUAUGUACAGAAGAAACACUCUCGAGACAUUGCUUGCUAUUUUUUUUUCAUCCACUUUAUUGUUGAUAUGAUUGACCACUGUACUGUUUACUGUGCAUUCCAUUAUCAUGUAUGAUACUGUGGCCUUGCAUUGCUCCAAAACGUAUGACAAAAUGUGUAGUUUUAACAUCAGUUAGUUGUAAAUGUUUCCAACUUGUACAGCACCUGUAUAAAUAUUCAUGCAGAAAAACAA
Messenger RNA from Doryrhamphus excisus (bluestripe pipefish), 7032 nucleotides. It is a transcript of the gene magi3a, whose product is annotated as membrane associated guanylate kinase, WW and PDZ domain containing 3a. Gene Ontology annotation, cellular component: cell-cell junction; cytoplasm. Lineage: Eukaryota; Metazoa; Chordata; Actinopteri; Syngnathiformes; Syngnathidae. The record is from RefSeq and is a predicted model, not a curated record. Gene Ontology annotation, biological process: signal transduction. Gene Ontology annotation, molecular function: protein binding.